Thrips palmi is the source of this 5900-nucleotide messenger RNA. RefSeq lists its product as uncharacterized. The transcript is spliced from 11 exons. NCBI's taxonomy places the organism in Eukaryota, Metazoa, Arthropoda, Insecta, Thysanoptera, Thripidae. The record is from RefSeq and is a predicted model, not a curated record. The coding region runs from base 292 to 4206 and encodes 1304 amino acids.
AAAAAACCUGUGGACUCUGAAUUUCAUUGGAACACCUUCCGAAGUAGAUUUCUUGGCGUAAAGUUACGUUGGCCCCAUUGCAGGGGGCAUGUGUUACGAAAUGGAGUAAACGCAUUCUGCAUGCGCGUAGUUUGACCGCCUUCUUGGCACUUUAAAGUUCCUUUUAAAAUCAGUGGCCUUUAUUACCUCACCAAGCUUUUAUAGUGUUUGGUAGCUAUGUAUUUGCGCCUCUCUGGCAGAGCUUAGCGCAGUGUAAAAUUGCACAUUGCACAGCUCAACCAACACGUAGAAAUGGAGCAAGAUGGAGCCUCGGGCUUACUGCCCCUCUUGCCUUCGGUGCCAGUCCUUGUUCCGGUCACUAACCCUGAACAAACUGAGGAGCAAGAUUCUUGUAGUCUGACGGAACUGGUUCCUGUGCAUUCAAAACAGCAUACUUCUGCUACUGACCGGAUUCUGGCUGCAGAAGAAGAGUUGGUAGAUGAUCCAAAUCCAAUAGAUGAGGACACUUCAGAAAUGCUGGAAGAUACGAUUUCACCUUCCAAUGACACUGGUUCAAAGACAGUUGCACCAGGGAGUCAAAAAUUUGAGUCUCUUGGUGGACUAGUAGGGUCCAAUGAUAUAGAUGCAAUUGCUCCUGAUUUGUCGGCAGAAACAAUGUCAGAAACUGCCUCAGAGACUUACUCUGAAGCUAACUCUGAUGCUCAAUCUGAAAAGAGCCAGCAAAGUACUACUUCAUACCAUCUACCACCUCAUGUACUCGGGAGAACUGUUGAAAACCCGUCUGCUGACAUCUCUCCUGGACGACGUGUACAAAAACCGCGACUGGGUGUGAAAGUGCCCUACCGGAAUCUUACAAGCCAAAUAGUCACACAGAAUGAAAUUGCCCAGGAGAUUUUUGAACGUACUGCCAAAAAGCAUCCUAGUAUGGUCCAGAGUAUUGCAGAAAGUCCACCAGUUAUCCCCAAAACAGAGAUAUUUACAAGGAAGUUGACUCAGCGUCUUUGCAGUUCCAUCACGUCUUCUGGUACUAAACCCAAAGCACCAAUUGUUCCCGACUCCAUUGGUGGAGCUCUGAAAGCACUUCUACCAAAUAAGCAAAGCCCUGCCAUUGCUGACGGGAUGCGCUUGUCCCCUGGUUUUACUUACAAUGAGAAGGAUAAGGCGUUGGACGAUGCUGAGUUGCUGUCCAUUUUAGAAGGUGAUGGUGACCCUUUGUGGCUCCCCGAGAAGUUACUUCGGAAACCAGAGAAUCCUGCUCCUGGUACUGCCCCUGUGGCAGCCGGGCAAAGUCCUGUUCCAGCACCAACCCCAUCUCCAGCUCCUCCUCAACUUUCUCCACCUAAACUGGAUCCAGCUGUUGAAAAAGAGCUUGCUUUGAAGCAGCUCAUGGAACUUCCCAUUGCAUUUCCAUCAAAAAAAAUAGAAAAGAAGGAUAAGCCGGAAAAGCGUCCGCGCAAAGGUGCUAAAGCGAGAAAAGAUGCUGAAGAAGUUGCUCCAGAGCUCUCUUCAAAUGUUCCCAACCCGGAACUUGCAUCAGGCUUAUCAAAUGGAGGAAGUGCCGAGAAUGCACCUCCAGCACCACCUGUGACACCGGGAUCAACAUUGCCAAGCACACCAGUAGCACCAAUACCUCCACCCGAUAAUAUUACUCCAUCAGACAAUUCAAUUCAAGUAGAACAGGCACCACCAUCAGUUCAAAUUACUGCUAAUUCUGGAAAGAAACCGUCAUCAAACAGGAAGCGAAAGAUGACUCCGGAAGUAGAAGCUGUACUGAAAAAAACAAAACUGUCCAAGAAGGAGCCUGUGCCUAAUGCAAUUCCAAGUGCAAAGACCAAAGGAAGCAAGGCUGUCCCCAAUCCAAGCACUCCAGCUGACUCUGGUAAGGCAGUUGAUUCUGGUAAAACACCUGAAACAGGGAAGAAGAAGACUGCAAGCAAUAGGAAGACUCCUCAACCAAAGACUGAUGUUGAGGUUGUUACCAAUGGCAAUACGGAUAACAACAAUAAAAAGAAGGUGGUAAAGAGAGUAAGUAAGGGUAAAACAGAAGAUGAGACACCCAAAAAGACUGCUUCUAAACCACCUCAAGCAAAGAGUAAGACUCCUAAAGAUGACAAGAAGUCUCCUCCAAGAUCUCAAGCUUUAGCACCAGCAGUGAAGCAAAAAUCUGGUGAGAUAAACAAUGAGGAUGCAACAGAAGUGGCCAAGGAUCAGCCAAUGGAAGUGGAUGAAGCAGUUCCUUCUUUGAAUCCAGUUGAAGAGCAUGCAGAUGUUCAGCCACAGCAAAAGAAACCGACUAGAAUCAAUCGGGAGUUGGAGCACCUUUUGGGUGAUGAGGGAGCAGUCAACAUGCUCUAUUCUGUCGAAGGUCACAAGCGGAAGGGCAGCAAAGACUUGGCCUUGAAAACUCGUCUUGUGAAAACUGCUGUGAUGCGACUAAGCACAACCUCACAGGGGCACAUGCCUGUUUCUCUACGGGCUAGACGUAGCAUGAAUGUAGCAGAGCCACCAAAACUAGUGAAGAUGAGUGGAAAUCGAAAACAAAGAAAUCAUUCUUCUGAAUCCUUUGAUGCCAUGCGAUCACCACCUUACUUGACACCAGUUGAAGGUGCUUCUCAGAUGUUCUCUCCUAGACAAAAAUUGACUGCCGAUGACUCUCGCAUCAUUCGUCGUCACUCUUCAAGCAGUUCAUUCUCAAGCCCUAGUGUGAGCCCUCGGAGAGUCAGUGUCGAAGAGUCAAAUAUGCAGCAAGCUUCAACUUCUCAGAGAUCACCAAGCAGCCCAAGGAAGAAGGGAGUUCCAAUUUUCAUUCGUGACAAGGCCAAAGCGCUCACAUAUGAUGGCAAGAAGAAACCCAAAAUUCUAAAUCCUGCAUUAGACCCUGCCUUCAUCAAGAAAAAAUUAUUGGAGCUUCAGAAUAAAAAGUACAAUUUAUUGCCGAAUCCUGCUGCGAUAUUAGAUGCCCAGGCCAAGUCAAGUGUGGAAGUUAAUGGCAGAAUGAGUACAGCCACUGCAAAGAAACUGGCUAAACUUCAUAAAGCUCAAUUGCUCGCUGAAAGGAAGGCAGCUCUGGAACUUGCCAAAGCUCAGAAGGCAGCUGAGCAGCUCCUUCAAGUUCAACGUGAAGUGGAGGAACAGAACAAGGAGGAUGCACUGCCAAUCUCCCCUACUGCCAUUAAGCAAGAGGGCAAAAAGAGCUCGGUGCAACUCAGCCCUGACGCUGCAAGCGAGGCGUGUGAGUGCCCCUUUGGUGUUUGCUUGGCCAGCUGUGCAACCUGCGUCACCGGGCCCCUAUUUUGUGUGUCUCCAACAGGCUAUUCAAACUUGCUCAAAAGUCUUCAACCUAAAGGGAAAGGUGGCUCUGUGGAAGAAAGGCAAAGAGCCACAGCAAGACAUUGUGCGGGAACAUACAACUACAAGGAAAUCACAGUUCGUCGCUAUGACAAUAUUUUCCAUGUGAUACUUGCUCCAGUUUCUACCAAAAUGAGUAGCGCAUUGAAUAUACAGGUUCUUCGAGAACUUCGUGAUGCUUUGCAACAAGUGCGGAAGGAUGAUCAAUGUAAAGUGGUACUGCUGACAUCUACUGGAUCAAUUUUUUGCCAAGGCAUUGAUUUAUCAGCUCUUGUCCACAACAAUAAUGAGAAAAGAAAGACAGCUGCAUUUGAAAUGUCAUUAGCUCUCAAGGAUUUUCUGAAGUGUGUUGCUCAUUUCCCUAAACCGCUGAUUGCUGGUGUCCAGGGAUCUGCUGUUGGUCUUGGAGUCACCAUGCUUCCCUUAUUUGACAUGGUGUUUGCGAGUGAUAAGGCUACGUUCCACACACCUUAUGCAGAGUUGGGCCAAGUACCUGAGGGUGGAGCAACUCUCACUCUGCCUCACUUGCUCGGACAUACUGCUACAAGUGAACUACUUCUGAAUAGCCGCAAGAUGACUUCAAAUGAAGCUCUGCAAUGUGGGUUGGUGACACGAAUUCUGUGGCCUGAUAGAUUCAUGGAGGAAUUGAUUCCUAUCAUCAAGAAAAUUGCUCAGCAGUCUGCACAGUCAAUGGAAGCUACGAAAGCUCUUCUCAGACAUGGACUCCGCACCAAAUUUGAUGCUGCUUUGGAGUCUGAAACACACCUUCUUGUGACACAUUGGACAAGUAAAGAGUGUCAGACAUCUUAUCAGAACUGGAUGGAUAAUGGAGAAGUUUGUCUUCAACGAACAACUUGAAGUCAAUUUGAACAUUUUCUUCCAUUUCUUUUUAACUAGACUACUUUUACUCUGCCUUUUAGUUACUCUUUUCAUCCCCAAUCUACCUUAGAUUAGUUUUGGAAGAUCAACAUAUUGCAUAUUUCUUUUGUCAUAUUGUUUUCAUUAGAACACAGUCUUGUGUUGCUUUCCUCUUUCAUCAAAAGUUUGUGUUCCAAGUUUAAGUUAAAGCAACUGUGCUUGUGUCUGGUGUGUAAUGUGUGGCUUCCUCGGAAGAUCGUUGAACUAGUCUAGAAUCAAGAAGGUAUGGAAACCAUAAACUGUAUGUACAUAAAUCAUAUCAUUCAUCUGAGUACUGUUUCACUGCUUUAGCUUCUUUUUUUUUCUGGACUGUGUAGACGUGUUUGCAAUGUGCUGUUAUCAUUUACCUGUUGUACAAUAAGAAAUAUAUCAAAAGUUAAUUAAAGUUUGUACAUACAAUGUUAUAGAAAUUUCAUUUGUUGCAGUAUAUUUACAGUCUAAAUUUCUUUAUGAGAACUUUAAAAAUGUUAUGUCUCUUUUUAGUAUGAUGCCAAGUUUAACUAUUGUGCAUAUUCUCUGAGCAUAAAUUUAUAGCUUUGAAAGCAAAAUGUUUGUAUUGGGUUCUAUCAGUGAUAACCUUUCUGUCUCUUUUAAGUAUGAUGCCAAGUUUUACUAUUGUGCAUAUUCUCUGAGCAUAAAUUUAUAGCUUUGAAAGCAAAAUGUUUGUAUAGGGUUCUAUCAGUGAUAACCUAUAGAAUAUUGUACCACUGAAACCCUGUUUUUAAAAUGUUAUGUUUGGUACUAUGAGUUGAAGAAAGAGAUGACUGUACUGAAGGGAAAUAAAUGAUAACAUUACUGGAAAGGUGUAGUUGUGCAGAAACAUCUGCAGUGUCUAAGACACCAAAAUGAGCAAUAGACAGACUUUUUAAAAUGACAAGGGUAUUACUGUAAGUUUUCUGCAAUAGAGUGUUAUUUUGGUAGAUGUAUUGAUUCAGAGUAUAUAGAAAGUUGACAAUCUUUUGUAUUGUAGUUUGUUCAUGUGACUGAUGAAAAAUUCUUUUUUAUUUCUUGUUUUUUUUUUUUUUCUUAAAGAGCAUUCUGAUUUAUUGUUGAUGUAGGCAUGUAUGUAAUCAUGAGUUGCUGAUCUCUGUUGUGUUUUCCUUACUUUUGUUUUAAAGAAAUUGGACUGUAAUUCAAGUUUCCACGUAGAUGGAUCCAAACGGAGUAUUAAUUUGUUUUUAUUUUCUCGCCUUUAAUUUAAUGCACUGCAUACUCUCCUGUCACGCAUUAAUGCCAAUGUGGGCCUUAUGUUUUAUCACUGUUAUGUGCCUUCUCCAUUUGUAUUAGUGAAAAAUUGUGCCUUUUUGUUAGCACACAUGUUUUUGUGUGUUUUCUCAGUUUUGUAUGCACUGUAGAAUCAUUUAUUGUUUUUUAAUGUUAAUCUUUAUAGAUAUCUCAGUUGUCUGAUUUUUCAAUAUAAAUCUCUAAAUUAGUUCAGUUAAGAUAAGAAUCACUUGAAAAAUUUGGCCUGCACUGUAGUGUUUGUGUAAGAAGUACAUCUCAAAGCAAUUCUAUUUGAAGGCUGGCACUACUUUUUAAGAGUCUGUUAAACUCCUCACUUAUGAGCAUAAGACCCGUCCCUUAUGCUGUAAAUAAAUCAAUGAUGAAUUAAAUCUUAUAUAUGUGGAAGUAAA